CGCGAGGACACCCUCCGUCACCAUGGCGGUCGGCAAGAACAAGCGCAUUUCCAAGGGCAAGAAGGGUGGCAAGAAGAAGGCCGUCGACCCCUUCCUCAAGAAGGAGUGGUAUGACAUCAAGGCCCCUUCCAUGUUCACCGUCAAGCAGGUUGGCAAGACUCUUGUGACCCGUUCCGCGGGUACCAAGAUUGCCUCCGACGGUCUCAAGGGCCGCAUCUUCGAGUGCUCCCUCGCUGACCUCCAGCAGGACGAGGACCAGGCCUUCCGCAAGAUGCUCCUCAAGUGCGAGGACGUCCAGGGCACCAACGUGCUCACCCAGUUCGCCGGUAUGGACUUCACCACCGACAAGCUUCGCUCCCUUGUGCGCAAGUGGUUCUCCCUCAUCGAGACCUUCGUUGACGUGAAGACCACCGACCAGUACACUCUCCGCGUGUUCUGCAUCGGUUUCACCAAGCGCCGCAUGGACCAGACCAAGCGUACUUGCUACGCCCAGUCCGGCCAGAUCCGCCAGAUUCGCAAGAAGAUGAACGAGAUCAUCAACCGCGAGAUCUCCUCCUGCGACCUCAAGGAGUCUGUUCUCAAGUUCAUCCCGGAAGUGAUCGGCAAGGAGAUCGAGAAGGUGUGCGCUGGCAUCUACCCCCUUCAGAACGUGUACAUCCGCAAGGUGAAGAUUCUUAAGCGCCCCAAGUUCGACGUGACCAAGCUCAUGGAGGUGCACGGCGACUACGCUGGCGAGGAUGCCGGCGCCAAGGUUGACAGGCCCAAGGAUCUCAUUGAGAAGGUUGAGAAGAGGGACGAGGUCGUCGGCGCUUAAGCUUGCUCUCGUGGGGGUUAUAUCAUAAUGGUUUAAUGGAAUUUACAUCCAUGUUUCAAAAUAAUAAGUCGGGCCUGCUAUAUCUCGCUUCGGUCCCUCUCGCAUAAUACAGUUAUAGACAUUGUCGUCCUCUCGCGCCUCGAUCGUCGUCUCGGUCUGUCGACCUCUCGCGUAUCGUCCUCUCAAGCCGUGCUCAUCGGCUUGGUCGCGCACAGCUGGCACGUCACGUAUUCGUACGACCGCGCCGGGAGGAAGAAGCUGUUGCGCUCCCACUCCCCGCUGGGCGUCGUCUCCACCGCCUCGAACUCCGCGCCCCCCGAGCACUGGUCGCAGAAAGCCUUCUGGCACGAAACGCACCUGAGCAGCACAGCCGCGGCGGGCGGCGGGUUGCGCCUGGAGCCGUCGGUUCGAACCGGGUGAUCCGCGCCGACGGCGCCGCACCCGUGGCACAGGUGCUGUGGGCACACCCACCCGCCCCGCGGGGUCUGCGUCAGCGCCGCGCACCCGAAGGACAUGACCCUGGGGCACAGGCGGCACUCCAACCGUUUCGCCGCGACGUCGGGUCCCACAAACGCGGGCGGGAUGUGCACGCACCGCUCGGGCUCGCCGCGGCAGUUGAGGCAGCGCCUCUCGUGCCACUGGUACUUGGUCAGGUCGUGCUCCUUCGCAGCGAGCGCAGCCUCGGCGGACGCGGCGUGCGCGCGGGACUUGCGCCUCGCCGUCGCCGUCGCCCACGCGCGCUCAUCCUCCUCGAGGUCGUUCUCAGCCUCCACCGGGUCCACCUCGCCCGCGCCGAACCAGCCAGUCGUGGGCGCGAUGAAGAGGCCGUCGAGGGGCACGGGGAGUCCCUCUUUCAGGGUCACCACGCGCGCGCCGGACGUGCCCCUGCGCGCCACCGCCCAAUCCGCCGAGUCGAGGCUCUUGUUCGUCGAGGCUUUGGCUCUCGCCGCGUCAAACGACUCCUUCGCUUCGGCCACCGAGGCAAACGCGCGCGUCUCCCCGGUGCCGUCCGCCGCCAGCCGCACCACGGAGAGCUCCCGGGUCGGGCGCGGGUGGGUGAGCGCGUCGAACGACUCGGGCGAAACCGCCGCGCCCACGCCCGUGAGCCUGUGCACGACGCGCUCAACCCCGGCGUCGUCCGCGCCGUCGAGCACGAUGAGCGAAUCAACCUUGCCAACAACCUCCUUGGUCAGGUCGGGCGCCGCCGC
Messenger RNA from Micromonas commoda, 2022 nucleotides. RefSeq lists its product with no specific name. Gene Ontology annotation, molecular function: structural constituent of ribosome. NCBI's taxonomy places the organism in Eukaryota, Viridiplantae, Chlorophyta, Mamiellophyceae, Mamiellales, Mamiellaceae. Gene Ontology annotation, biological process: translation. The record is from RefSeq and is a predicted model, not a curated record. Gene Ontology annotation, cellular component: cytosol; ribosome. The transcript has 3 exons. Bases 23 to 814 code for a protein of 263 amino acids.